AUGGCGCAGGAUAGCGCCACCACGCCCAAGUCCACUGGACUGGAAGGUCAGUUGCGCAACAUGAUUCUCAGCAACGUGACCAGCAGUCAAACAGACUCGGCUCUGCAGCCCACACAGCAAGGUCAAGGUCGAGGCAGAGGCAGGGGCAGGGGCCGAGGAUCUGGGGGCCCUACUCGUGGCUUUGACCGAAACCACCAGAAUCGUGUCGAACAGGGCCACGGAUGGCGCGCAAAUCCCUCUUCAAACACAGGUCCGCCAAGGGGAGGAGGUGGAAGGACACACCAGCCAAGUAGCCAUUACCACCAAGCUCAAAAUAUCCCUCACAAUCGACAGAGCUCCAUUCAUUCACCGGUCAGCCCAGCUGGCAAUCAACAGCAUGGCCCACGGCAAACUCAUUACCAGCAGAAUCAGCAGGCUCAUUACUCCAAUAUCGGAGGACCUCCCCACGAGCCUCCUAUUAAGAUUCUCCAAAGGCCCCAGAACAGUCAUGUUGUACCAGGUCAAGGGCGUGCGCAAGGAUCAUAUGCGCCCCGACCAAAUAACAACUAUCCUCGGGAGAACCCCAUUGCACAGAUCGAGCACAUGGACAAUCUUGCUGCUCAGGAAAUUCCAAAAGCCGAGAUGUCUCUCUCUGAGCUCGAGGAGAAGGAGGCAUUUCGGAAACGCUUGGAGGACGUGAUGCAGCAGGCUAUCGCAGAACACUACAAGGGAGACAUCGCAACCAUCUCCCUAGUCGGCUUUGGUAGUCUUGCAUCAGGCUUUGCAAUGCCAGGCUCAGAUAUGGAUCUUGCAGUGGUGCCAGAAUGGAAAAGCUCUGUCCCAUCACACCGAACAGGAAUUGAUCGCGAGCUUCCCCGUCUUCUAGAACGUGCAGUGUUGGACGUAAAAAUGGGUGGUCGCCUACUUACCCGAACACGAGUUCCUAUUCUUAAAGUUUGCGAACUUCCAACAGAGGAACUAUACACUGCCUUAUGCGAAGAACGUCAAAAGUGGGACGAGCUAUCUGAGGAAGAGAAGUAUCCCGGUGACAGUCCGUCUGAGCCGCCUCCUCCAACCCCUAAAUCCCUAGCUGAGAAGGAAGGAGAGAAGGCUGUCGAAAUCACGCACCAUGCGGAUAGCCCUGGCUUUGGUGAAAAUUUCCCAGCGCUCAGCAACACCAUCAGCACCAAGGCAGAAAAUAAGAGGCGCGCCAAGAGCGAGCAAAUGAAGACGAAUCUGCCCGUACCAGAUGAGAAGCCCAACGACGAUGCUAAAACAGAGCCGAAUGGCCAGGAAAACAAGGACCACCAGCCUCGAACAGAGAAGCAAUGGACGCGCGAAAAGGUUCAAGGGCCCCUCGAUUUCCCAAAGACAGGCUGCGGCAUCCAAUGCGACAUCAACUUCGAAAACCCACUAGGGAUACAUAACUCACAGAUGCUGCGCUGCUACUCUCUCACUGACCCACGAGUCCGACCUAUUGUCCUAUUCGUCAAGUCCUGGGCAAAGCGCCGAAAGGUCAAUAGUUCCUACUCUGGCACUCUCUCCUCGUACGGCUGGGUGUUGAUGGUGUUACAUUACUUAGUCAACGUAGCCCAACCACCCGUAUGUCCAAACCUCCAACACUCCAUACCUCUGCCCACCGAAGUAGCGGCCCUCGAGACCUUUUUCAAAGAGACCACCAUUGACAACUACAAUGUCCGCUUUUGGCGCAAUGAGCAGGAAAUUAUCAAAGCGGCACAAGCAGGUCGGCUCUCAAACAAUAGGCAGAGUAUCGGUGCGCUUCUUCGCGGCUUUUUCCAAUACUACUCCUCCAUGUCCCCAGGUUACGGUGCCCAGCGUACUCCGCAAUUCUACUGGACCACCGAAGUCCUCUCCCUCCGCACGCCAGGCGGCCUCCAAACCAAACAGAGCAAAGGCUGGGUCAGUGCUACGACUAAAGUGACGGCGGAGAAAAAGGUCACCAAUCGGUACUUGUUUGCUAUCGAGGAUCCGUUCGAGAUUGACCAUAAUGUUGCGCGGACUGUCACGCAUCGUGGCAUCGUUGCCAUUCGAGACGAGUUUCGCCGUGCGUGGAGGAUCCUAAGGGCGAUUGGGCAAGGGCAGGAGCCGGAGGGUGGCAUCUUCGAUGAGGUUGUCGAGGAGAUCGCGACACCGCUGGCAGCACCGAAGACGGAGAAGGAAGCGGGCACUGAGACGACGGAGAGCGAGUAA
This is a messenger RNA of Plenodomus lingam JN3, 2190 nucleotides long. RefSeq lists its product as uncharacterized. Gene Ontology annotation, biological process: RNA 3'-end processing. The record is from RefSeq and is a predicted model, not a curated record. Lineage: Eukaryota; Fungi; Ascomycota; Dothideomycetes; Pleosporales; Leptosphaeriaceae. Gene Ontology annotation, molecular function: RNA uridylyltransferase activity.